Coniophora puteana RWD-64-598 SS2 is the source of this 2703-nucleotide messenger RNA. RefSeq lists its product as uncharacterized. The coding region runs from base 1 to 2703 and encodes 900 amino acids. The transcript has 10 exons. The record is from RefSeq and is a predicted model, not a curated record. NCBI's taxonomy places the organism in Eukaryota, Fungi, Basidiomycota, Agaricomycetes, Boletales, Coniophoraceae.
AUGUCCGACCGACCCACUACACGCUCCAACACUCGUACUCGGACCAGCACUACCGAGAGUGAACCAACCACUCAAGAACAGGCUCAAGUUCUGCCGAAGAGAAAGACGCGCAAGGAUCUCAAAGCAGAAGCUCAGCAGCGUGUUGAGGAGCAAACCAAGGAUAUAGAACAAGCCAAGGACAAGGUCGCCGCUAUUGAAGCCAACAUGCAGAAGAGGCAGAAUGCCCCGCCGAAGCCAAAGCCGAAGCUGAGAACGUCGAAGAUGCCAUCUACACAGGCAACAACAACUGGUCAGCUGGGCGGAGGCUCGCUAGUAGUUGACAAGCCUACCUCUGCUUCAAUUGUAGUGAGGCCUGCUAGUGUCGUUGAGCCUACCAGCGAAGCUCAGGCCAGUGAUCUAGAAGUUGGCCGUGGACCGAAGGGAAGGAAGACAAGAGAUGAGCAAACAGCGAUGCGUAAGGACAUCGAAACUAGACGCAAACAGCACACCAUGGAGAACGAGGCAGCCCUCCAUCAGAAGCCAACCAAGAAUGGCAACGUGAAAGCCAAUGCUAUCCAACCGAAGACCUUCCAGCUCAAGACCAUUUCCCGUGUCUCAAGCUGGACUGCACGUGUCCCCACUGAUGCUCGGUCUGGGCUCACCACCGAGUCUUCUUGUCCUUGUUCUGUGGUCUCGACUUCAAGCAGAUCAGCCCUCACAGCUGCCACUUCAAUUUCAUCAUCGUCUUCUAAAUCCGCCGCAUCAGAAUCUGUUCAAGUCUCCGUUGCAGACCCAAACACCGCCCAGAACAAGGUAGCAACGACACCGAGGAGGUUCCCAGCCUUCGCGAUGAUGUUGACGCUGGCAUCAUCGCGCAUGAGCGAGAUUUUAUCGGAGUUCAGAACCGUCGCAUCCAAGAGGCGCCAAUCCUCGAAUGAAGACCUUGUCCCUACAUCCACACAGGCUCAGGCUACUCCGCCCGAAAACCAGCCCGUUUCCCUCAAGAGGAGCCUCACCGAGGCACUUGCCUCUGAAGAUGAAAAUGAUGAGACCCUCUCAAAGGAGCGGCCAUAUUUUGAGGAGUCCCCUUUUGUCCCAGAGGAUGCUGGCGAUAGGACCAUCACCAAAGAAGCCGUGGACCCCUCCGAGAACCAGGACAACAACGUAAACAGCGCCAUGGAUGAAGACAUUGGCCCCAAGGGGUUGGAGGGAAACGAAGAUGAAGAAAUGGACCAGUGCGGACCUGACGGUGGUGAGCAGGACGGGCUCCAAGAGACAGUCACACUGGCAGCCAGCCAGUCGGAGCUCAACAACGGCGCGAUGGACGAGCAAAGCCACGACCAGGGCGGCGAUCCGGAUGACGCAAUGGAAGCUGAGCUAGAGGACCAGAGUACAACUUUAUCUUCCCGCGACGAAGCCCCGGGUAUGCGUACAUCUGACAGCCUCCCACACACGACUCAGACGAUGCACGCGAAGGCAUCAACGACGCAGGUCCGUCCCCAGAAGCGCACAAAGCACACGCCAAAGCCCAUCAGCUCCACCACCCUGCCACAUAUCCAACAGUUAUCCUCUUGUCGACCGGCUUCCCACCAAGUGGCCAGCGCACCGGCUUCUUCGGGUGCCGCCGACACUGUCAAAGUCAACGCACCCAUCAAGGGCAAGAAGUACUGCAUGGACGACCUGCCACCCGGUGCUCGCAACGAACAAAAAUUCUCAGGCAACUUCAUUCCAACCGUCUGCAUGUACUACGGUGCCCAAGAUGCCGACCUUGUUUGGAAGGACGAUGGACUCGCGGAGUUGGUGAAGAAUAUCUGGCGCGUGGUAUAUGGUUAUGCCAUUCCUCCCGAGUACCUUCCAGCGGUCACUGUUGACCGCCUAUACCUAUGGCGCAAUAACUUCAGCUCUACCGCUGUCUCCGCUCUCCUUUUUGUCUUCUCGGGCAGUGAUGUCACCGAGGAGGAGGAGCGCCUCGCCUUAUCUCAGCAGCUCCACACCCAGAAUGCCUUUAUUUACGAGAAGUUCAAGGAUGGGCAGCCCUUCGGGACAUUUCUGGCCAUUCAGGGCUUUGUUCGGGUUCCCGGUUUGGCACAUGUGCAUGAGCCGGAUUAUGUUCCGUCUGGAGCUGUCGCAUUGGCUGCUGCAGCUGGCAAGCUUGGGAACGUUGGCGGUGCACUGGAACGCACCAUUCGCGCGGGAUGCUCUGCCAACAGCGAGGGGUUCGCUAAGGCGAAGAAAUUCAUCGCGCAAGCCAAUGCCAGUACCAAGGGGCCGAAGAAGCCGAAGAAGGGCAAAGCGAAGAGGACCAAGGGCAAGGAGAGGCAGCCCAUCGGCAGCAAUGCCAGCGACAACGAUGACGUGGCCGAGGCUCAACCUCAAGUCACUGCCUCCGAGACUCCCGCUGCGCCCUCUCCCCCCACCCCGCUUCCCUUCUCGAAAGACCACUACGGCAAACUGGUCAAGAAGUUCUACAAGUACGCUCUCGACAUGGGCGCGGAACGCAUCAUCGAGGCGUUCACCGCAUCUGGCGAGGUCAUCCAGCGCGACGAUUCGGAAAGCGAGGAUUUAGAUGUCGACGACGCCGAGGGAUCGUCCGACGACAAUUUCCUCGUGCUCAAUUCUAGCUCGGGAGCAGGGCUCUGUAUCUUCUACAUAGGGUUUAGGGGGGACAAGCGAACUAUUGGUGAUAAAAACAUCUUGAAAGAUGCGCCACUAGCAAAUAUUUGA